AUGAUGGGAAUGUAUACAAAGGCAUACAAAAAAAGCUUUAUGCAGCACCUGUCUAGCUUUGAUGAAGACAUCUCGAAGCCCUUUGGGCAGUAUCUUGAGCUUAGCUAUUCUCUUCAGGCUCACUGCAAAGUAGCAUUACCCACUCCCAUUACUGCCAAUGCAUCUACCCCCAUGGUGUUCAUUUCUGAAGACAAGUCGGUCACUGUGAUGUCCAAUGCGAACAGCUACAGCAACAUUGACAUUCUCACGCAUGAGAAACUCUGCCUCCGCCUCUGUGUCUUUGAACACCUCAGUUGUGCCUUCCAUCUCAGUCACUGCAUCAGCCACAAUCUCAUCGCCAGCCUCCUCUUCUCAUCACCUCAGUCCAGCCUCUCCCUCGCCAUCCCUGCUGGCAACUCAGGCAUCCUGUUCAUCCAUUCCGAGGCUGAAGACCUCAUUGGCCAGCCCGACUUUGUCCCCGUGCAUGUUUCUGUGCCCGUCAUUGACCCUGUCCCUGCACACAUCCCAGACAUGCCCAUUGACCCUGUGCCUGUGCAUGUCUCUGUGCCUGCGGUUCUCGACUCUGUCCUCAUGCAUGUCACUGUGUCUGUCAUCGAUCCUAUUCUCAUGCUCAUCAUCGACCCUAUUCCUGUGCCCGUCGUUGACCCUGUUCUCAUGCAUGUCCCUGCUGUGUGCGUCGACCCUGUUCUCACACAUGUCUCUGCAUCUGUUGUUGACUCUGUCCCCUCACAUGUGUCUUUGCCUGUUGUCGACAUUGUUCCUGUGCAUGUAUUGGCUGCACCUGUAGACUUUGUCCCUGCACAUGCCUCUGCCGUGCCCAUUGACCCUGUUCCUGUGUAUGUCUCUGUGCCUGCUGUCCUCGACCCUUUCCCUGUGCAUGUCACUGCACCUGUUGUCGACCCUAUUCCCAUGCCCAUCAUCAACCCUAUUCUCACGUCCAUCAUCAACCCUGUCCCUGGACAUGUCCCUGCCAUUCCCGAUGAUGACACUCCACCACUGUGGCUGCUGAAGGCACUUGGCCACCUGUGCACACUGAAGGGAGUAUCUGGGUGGGAAGAUCUUCUAGUUUUACUCAUUGUGCUCAAACAUCGGUCAGGUUACCCCCAAAAAAAGGCUUACUAUUCUAAGGACAUCUACAAGUGCAGGCUGGAUGCACUUAGCAUGUGGAUGGGUUACGGGUGCAAGUUCAACAGCCUACCCCAUGGCAUGAGAAAGGUGUGA
Molecule: messenger RNA, 1221 nt
Organism: Sparassis crispa
Lineage: Eukaryota; Fungi; Basidiomycota; Agaricomycetes; Polyporales; Sparassidaceae
Exons: 6
Coding region: 1-1221 (406 amino acids)
Source: RefSeq, a predicted model, not a curated record